Molecule: messenger RNA, 747 nt
Organism: Microthlaspi erraticum
Lineage: Eukaryota; Viridiplantae; Streptophyta; Magnoliopsida; Brassicales; Brassicaceae
Source: the annotation of a GenBank genome assembly
AUGGACGCCGGUCACAUCAUCUUAGGGCGGCCUUGGCAAUCUGAUAGGCGUGUGAUCCAUGAUGGAUUCACAAACCGCUACACUCUUCUUCAUGAGGGCCGUAAAACCACUUUGAUUCCUUUGAGUCCACAAGAAGAACACUUGAUUGGCUUGACUCAUACUCCACCGGAGAUUCCGAGUGAACUAGCUCAACUUUUGCAGGACUUUAGUGAUGUCUUUCCUGAGGAUAGUCCACCAGGCUUGCCUCCUGUCCGAGGUAUUGAGCACCAGAUUGACUUUGUCCCCGGCUCCACUUUACCAAACAGGCCGGCUUACAGAACCAAUCCGGUUGAGACCAAGGAGCUUCAGCGCCAAGUGGAUGAACUCAUGGAGAAAGGCCACAUUAGAGAGAGCAUGAGCCCCUGUGCUGUUCCUGUUCUUCUUGUUCCUAAGAAGGAUGGAAGCUGGAGAAUGUGUGUCGACUGCCGCGCCAUCAAUAACAUCACUAUUGAUCUUAAGAGUGGUUAUCACCAAAUCCGGAUGAAGGAAGGUGAUGAGUGGAAAACCGCCUUUAAAACCAAGCAUGGUCUAUAUGAGUGGCUUGUGAUGCCAUUUGGCUUGACCAAUGCGCCAAGUUUUGUGGUGAGUGCAGAUGGCGUACAGGUUGAUGAAGAGAAGGUCGCAGCUAUCGGGAUUGGCCUAGUCCUAAGACCGUUGGAGAGGUCAGAGCUUUCAUGGCUUGGCCGGAUUCUAUCGGCGGUUUGUUAA